Gastrolobium bilobum is the source of this 1427-nucleotide messenger RNA. RefSeq names its product formate dehydrogenase 1, mitochondrial. The record is from RefSeq and is a predicted model, not a curated record. Gene Ontology annotation, molecular function: formate dehydrogenase (NAD+) activity; oxidoreductase activity, acting on the CH-OH group of donors, NAD or NADP as acceptor; NAD binding. The transcript is spliced from 6 exons. Bases 139 to 1281 code for a protein of 380 amino acids. NCBI's taxonomy places the organism in Eukaryota, Viridiplantae, Streptophyta, Magnoliopsida, Fabales, Fabaceae. Gene Ontology annotation, cellular component: mitochondrion; chloroplast.
ACAACUAUUCUGACUGCUUAACUAUCAUUCUAUUCCCUAUAUAAACCUCACUCUCCUCUCUACUUCAAUUCAUCUCACUCUUUUUCCUUUCUAUUAUUAUUACUAAUCUUCCAAUUCUCAGUUUAAUUUCGUGAGAUAAUGAUCGCCAUGAAACGCGCUGCUUCCUCUGCCGUUCGUUCUUUGCUCACUUCUUCUUUGAUCUCUUCUUCCACCUUCACCAGGAACAUUCAUAAGAAGAUUGUGGGGGUGUUCUACAAAGGCAAUGAGUAUGCUUCCCUGAAUCCCAAUUUCGUUGGAUGUGUUGAAGGAGCUUUGGGUAUACGUGAGUGGCUCGAAUCACAGGGUCAUCAGUACAUUGUCACUGAUGACAAAGAAGGACCCGGUUGUGAACUUGAGAAACACAUUCCUGAUCUCCAUGUCCUGAUAUCUACACCAUUUCACCCGGCCUAUGUCACCGCGGAAAGGAUAAAGAAAGCUAAAAAUUUAGAACUGCUUUUGACUGCUGGCAUUGGUUCUGAUCACAUUGAUCUUAAUGCUGCUGCUGCUGCUGGUUUAACUGUGGCAGAGGUCACAGGAAGCAAUGUGGUAUCGGUUGCAGAGGAUGAACUGAUGAGAAUCCUCAUUCUAAUGAGGAAUUUCUUGCCUGGAUACAAGCAGGCUAUUAGUGGAGAAUGGAAUGUUGCUGGCAUUGCAUAUAGAGCUUAUGAUCUUGAAGGAAAGACAAUUGGAACUAUUGGUGCAGGAAGAAUUGGGAAGCUUUUACUCCAAAGGUUGAAACCCUUUAACUGUAAUCUUCUGUAUCAUGAUCGCCUUAAGAUGGAUCCAGAAUUGGAGAAACAAAUUGGAGCUAAGUUUGAGGAGGACCUUGAUGCAAUGCUUCCAAAGUGUGAUGUAAUUGUUAUGAAUACCCCUCUCACUGACCAGACAAGAGGAUUUUUUGACAAAAAUAGAAUUGCCAAGUGCAAGAAAGGUGUCUUGAUUGUUAACAAUGCUCGAGGAGCACUUAUGGACACCCAAGCAGUUGCAGAUGCUUGCUCUAGUGGGCACAUUGCAGGUUACAGUGGUGAUGUUUGGUUCCCACAACCAGCUCCAAAGGAUCAUCCAUGGCGCCAUAUGCCAAACCAUGCCAUGACUCCUCAUGUUUCUGGAACCACCAUAGAUGGACAGCUACGUUAUGCUGCUGGGGUCAAAGAUAUGCUUGAGAGGCACUUUAAGGGUGAAGACUUUCCUGAACAAAACUACAUUGUCAAGGAGGGUCAACUUGCAAGCCAGUAUCGGUGAAGAAUGUAUCGGGUGUUUAUAAAUCCUUCCAAUGUUAAGGUCAUUGGAUGACCACAUAAAAAUCAGGAAGGAACUCAUAAUGUACUUGCUUUGUUGAAUUUGAACUCGUUUAUUUGAUGUUGGAAAUAAAACUGAAAUGAACACCA